AUGGAAGCCGGCUUUAAUACCACUGUCCUCCGUAAUACGACAUCAUCUGCCCACGCUCAACAGACAUAUCGCGGUUGGACGCCUAUACUGAUUAUACAACUGCUGCUGGCCUGCGCUUCCGUGGUACUCAAUUUAGCGAUGCUGAUCGUGCAGUUCCUACCCCAGACGCAAGUGACAGCCUUUACCAUAUAUUUAGUCGCCAUCGCCAUUGGUCACAUCGUGGUACAACUUGUCACCAAACCGUUUAGUUUAAUCAACUACGUCACCGGGAGAGUUCCCGGUGGUCAAUCACUGUGCGCUUUCUACGUCUAUUUCCAGUUCGUCUUCAGUAUGAUUCCGGUACUGCUACACGUCUUGAUCGCCAUCAACCGUCUGUGGGCCGUCACGUAUCCGGUGUCGUACAAUCAGCGACAUAAUAAAAAGACGGCCAGUCUGUUAUGCUUGGGCGUUGUGGCCUACGUCCAUGUGGUGCCGCUGGCCGUCUUCAUGCUGGAAUUUUUCUACUUUGGCCCAACCGAUAAGUUUACCAGCUGCCAACCGGGGGCGGGCGGUAUAAUCGAAUGGCGACGCGCUGAUUUUGUUCUGCAUCGGGUAAUUCCGCUAGCACUGGUCAUCGGCGUCUAUAUCUACGUGAUGGCGAAACGCUGGACAAAACGACGAAUUGGUGGACAAAUCGAAGGCAACCGGUCAACGGAUCACAAUUCUUCCAACAAGCCGGUUGCCGGUGGACAUCCAGCGUCAACGGAGCUGCAGAGUUCAGUGGUUCGACGACGCAAAGUGAAACCAUAUAUAGUGUUAACGGUGACCUCGAUUAGCGUGCUGAUGUGCUGGGUGCCGUCAGAUGUGUACUGGGCGCUGGUGUACCUCUACAUGACCCCGCCCACCUGGGUGCAUACUGUAACAUCGACCAUGUAUUCCGUUCAAACGGUAUUCGACCCUUUAAUGUGGCUGUUCAGCAUGCGAUAA
This is a messenger RNA of Paramacrobiotus metropolitanus, 966 nucleotides long. Its product is annotated as 5-hydroxytryptamine receptor 1B-like. Bases 1 to 966 code for a protein of 321 amino acids. Gene Ontology annotation, molecular function: G protein-coupled peptide receptor activity. The transcript has a single exon. Lineage: Eukaryota; Metazoa; Tardigrada; Eutardigrada; Parachela; Macrobiotidae. The record is from RefSeq and is a predicted model, not a curated record. Gene Ontology annotation, cellular component: membrane. Gene Ontology annotation, biological process: neuropeptide signaling pathway.